Molecule: messenger RNA, 719 nt
Organism: Leguminivora glycinivorella
Lineage: Eukaryota; Metazoa; Arthropoda; Insecta; Lepidoptera; Tortricidae
Exons: 4
Coding region: 204-719 (171 amino acids)
Cellular component (GO): nucleus
Molecular function (GO): zinc ion binding
Source: RefSeq, a predicted model, not a curated record
UGUCAAUGAAACAAAACAUUGGAUUUAUCAUGAUUUAUGAUAAUUUCCCGUUUUUAAUCCCAUAUUUUGUUUAAGCAUAUGAAUUAAACCUCGUAAUCUUCUUCAGGCGUUGUAGAAUUCUAUAGCGUUGCGGUUUUUCUUCGUGAUGACUGCUUGUAGAAGAGUGUUACUCCUAUUUUUUAUUUGUUGUAUUUUGUGACAAAAUGAUUCGCACAUACAAACGGAAGCCGCUGGAGUGCCGGUAUAUCGAGGGCGUGAUGGGGCUCUGCCGGCUGUGCCUGGGCGCCGCGGAGUCGGCCGUGCCCAUAUUCACUGAAGACCCUGGUAACAUCUGCUCCACACUGGCUAUGAGGAUCAUGAUCUGUGUUGGUUUGGAUGUAAAACGCGAUGACAACCUCCCAAACCUGGUCUGCGUAACUUGCUACAAAGAUCUGGAACACUAUUACGCUUUCCGUAAGAAAUGUGAGCUGUCCUAUCACAGACUGAAGUCACAUCUCCAAGCGUCUCGGAACCGGCAACCGAUUGAAUCUAUUACAGACAACGAAGAGAUAUUAAAGGAGAUGAUCAAUCAGGACGAGAAUAUGAACAUCAAUGAGUUCGGGUUGGAGGUUGAGGAUGGGUCUGAUGAGAUGGUGAAACCAGAGUUUGUGAUAACUGAUGUGCAACCAGAAGAUGCUGUUCAAGAAAAUACAGAAGUUUCUCAGAGUAAAAAAGGAUAA